AACAAAGUUUGCGACCAUCAGCGAGCUGCAACAAAAAUACAAAUCUAACUCCUCGCCUUUCCCUGUCCAAAAAAAAAACCUCCUCGCCGUCGCCGGCAAAAUUCGUCGGAAAUUAUGAAGCUGAAGCAGUUGGAAGGCCUCCUCGGUGGUCUUGACCAGUUCCCAAACCCCAAGGUGGAGCUUGAACAGUACCCAACGGGACCCCAUAUAGCUUCUCGAAUGCUCUUCACGGCAGAAAAUUCUUUUGAGGACAUAAGUAACAAAGUAGUGGCUGACUUCGGAUGUGGUUGCGGUACGUUAGGUGUUGCAGCUGCUCUUCUGAGUGCAGAACAUGUUCUCAGCAUUGACAUUGAUCCAGAAUCUCUUGAAAUAGCAUCUCUUAAUGCUGAGGAACUUGAGGUGGAUAUGGAUUUUAUUCAGUCUAAUGUCAUGGACUUGAGGUGGAGAGGCCAAAUUGUUCAUACAGUUAUCAUGAAUCCUCCUUUUGGAACUCGGAAAAAGGGCGCAGAUUUGGACUUUCUCAAUGUUGCUUUGAAGGUUGCUUCUCAAGCUGUUUAUUCAUUGCAUAAGAGUUCCACAAGAGAGCAUGUGAAACGAACAGCUUUAAGGGAUUUCAACGCUUGCAAUGCCGAAGUUCUAUGUGAGCUUCGAUAUGAUCUGCCGAAGCUAUACAAAUUUCAUAAGAAGAAAGAGGUAGACAUCGCCGUUGACCUCUGGCGUUUCGUACCAGGAAAGCAUCAAAGCUAAAAGGCAUUUGGCACAGACAAGUAUGAUUAAAGGAGAAACUUUGUUGGUUUUUUUUUUUUUUUCCCUCAGUUUAAAAUGCUCUUGCACAUUAAGUAAUGAUUCCUUUAUAGUUGUGCAUAUAUGUGAAUUCAAUAGUUGAGGAAGGAUCCUCUUGUCAUGAAAUCAAAUGACUUUAUGAAUCUAUAAAGUGUGGGGAUUUCUUAUUGAAAAAUACUUGAUUUAGGGGAAUAUUCUAA
Arachis ipaensis is the source of this 983-nucleotide messenger RNA. The record is from RefSeq and is a predicted model, not a curated record. Lineage: Eukaryota; Viridiplantae; Streptophyta; Magnoliopsida; Fabales; Fabaceae.